Hirundo rustica (Barn swallow) is the source of this 4527-nucleotide messenger RNA. RefSeq names its product Rh associated glycoprotein (gene RHAG). Gene Ontology annotation, cellular component: plasma membrane. Gene Ontology annotation, biological process: ammonium homeostasis; ammonium transmembrane transport. The coding region runs from base 69 to 1352 and encodes 427 amino acids. The transcript has 10 exons. The record is from RefSeq and is a predicted model, not a curated record. Gene Ontology annotation, molecular function: ammonium channel activity. Lineage: Eukaryota; Metazoa; Chordata; Aves; Passeriformes; Hirundinidae.
AGAAUUAGUCCGCUCCUCUGAAGGCAAACACCCAUUAUCAAGCUCUCACAGCCACCUGCUCUCCAGCAAUGCCUCCAGACUUUGACACCAACAUGAGGUUCAAGUUCUCGAUCCUGGCGCUUCUUCUGGAAGUGAUUGUCAUUGUUUUGUAUGGGAUAUUUGUGGAUUAUGACAAAAAUUCUUCUUCUGAAGGGUUAUAUCCACACUUUCAGGAUGUCCAUGUGAUGAUAUUUGUUGGAUUUGGUUUCCUGAUGACCUUUCUGAAGAAGUAUGGAUUCAGCAGUGUUGGUUUCAACAUGCUCAUUGCUGCCUUCGGUCUCCAGUGGGGAAUUCUGAUGCAAGGAUUUUGGCACAUGAAAGAAGGGAAAAUUCCUGUUAACAUUGAAAGCAUGAUAAAUGCAGACUUCAGUACAGCAACUGCUUUGAUUUCAUUUGGAGCACUCCUGGGGAAAACAAGUCCCAUUCAGAUGCUGAUCCUGACUCUUCUGGAGAUCACCAUCUUUGCAUGCAAUGAACAUCUAGUUACCAAAGUAUUCAAGGCCACAGAUGUUGGAGCUUCGAUGACUAUCCAUGCCUUUGGAGCUUAUUUUGGUUUGGCUGCAGCUUUUGUCUUGUACCGUCCUGGUCUGACAAACAAACAUGAAAAUGAUGAAUCCACCUAUCACUCAGACAUGUUUGCUAUGAUUGGUACACUGUUCCUUUGGCUUUUUUGGCCCAGUUUUAACUCUGCCAUUGCAAAUGGUGCAGAAGCCCAGGCAACAGCCAUUAUCAACACUUACUACUCCUUGGCUGCCUGUACCAUCGUAACAUUUGCCCUCUCCAGCUUGGUGGAUAAAAGAGGCAAAUUCAGUAUGGUUCUCAUUCAAAAUGCCACCCUGGCAGGAGGAGUAGCAGUGGGUACCUGUGCUGACCUGGAAAUCCACCCUUUUUCUGCCAUGUUCAUUGGGGUCAUUGCUGGAAUUGUCUCUGUUCUUGGAUUCCAGUUUCUCACUCCUGUGAUGGCAUCCAAGCUGAAAAUUCAAGACACUUGUGGAGUUCAUAACUUACAUGGUUUACCUGGAAUUCUGGGGGGUAUUGCUGGCAUCAUAGUAACUGCAACAAAGACUGAAAUUAGGAAUAGUCACCGGCUUACUCCUGCCAUGCAGGCUGCUGCCCUAGGAAGUACACUUGGAAUUGCAUUGGUGGGAGGAGCACUCACAGGUGCUAUUCUAAAGCUGCCCUUCUUGGGACAAGUAUCUGAUCAGAACUGCUUUGAUGACUCUGCUUAUUGGGAGGUUCCAGAGGAGGAGACAGUACCGGAAAUUCAUUCCAGCCACCGUGAUGAGCACAGCAGAUUUGAAGCUGCCAUGUAGAAAAAUAAUUAAUCUGCAAUAUAUCUCCUAGUGAUGCUCUUUUCUGUUUCUAAUGCUAAGAAACAAUGAAACAAUAUCCAAGUAUUUUCCCAACCACAGCAGGUAUUUUUAAGAAAAGCCUGAAGAUAGAUAUAUCUUGUAAAAAGAAAACAAGCUUGAUUUUAGAUUACUUAGUCAUUAUACCAAACUCAGGUGAAUAAACUAUGUCCUUCUAAUGUUUUUGUUUAUCAGAAAAAGGCGCCAUAACCUGCUCUUUAAAAUUAUAUAUAUUUUAUCUGUUGUUGUCACUGACAAUAAUAUAGCUGUUGUAAUAAACUUUGAGUUUCAAGAUUAUUACAGGAUAAUAUAUUUAAUUGUGAAAUUUCUAAGUUACUUCCUUCAACUGUAUAGGAGUAAUCAAGAAGAAAUUAACUGAUAUUUUUUAUAUAGAUUCAAACCAAGUUUUCACCAGAGAAUCCCAGCUUAACUUUUUAAGAAAGGGUGUUUUCCUGUUUUCUGAUGGAGGAGAAAACAUGCUGUAUUAUGAAGUUUGAUUAUGACAGGAAACAAAAUGUUGAAAUAAUUCUUAUGGCAAAGCACAGAAUACCGUGAUUGAAAAGGCAGUAUGAGUAUCAAAAUUCAUUUUUAAUAUGUUUAUUUAAAAGGAAAAGAAAGUGAAAUUGUAAAAAAUAUUACUAUUGUCAUAGUUCUAUUUAUUUAUUAUCAUAGAUUUAGUUAGUUUCACGGACAUAAUGCAGGAACUAAGCAGGAGUUAUGAAAACGAAGUAAUUGCAUAAUAGGUCUUGUUCUAUUCAACAGUAAUAAGUGGAUUGUAGCAGUGUUAAUGUCAAGAAAUAUAACAUGAACUAACCAGCUCCAGAAACACAUUAAUUGUUUGGAACUGAUUGGAAAGAACUAUGUUCAACCUACAGAAGACUCGGCAGCGAACUUCCAUGGGGUGAGUCACCAAUUCUGAAGUCACUUUCUCCUAAAAGAAGCAAAAGCAAAAAAGAAGAAAACUGAAGCUAAAUUAAGGAAAAUUAACUUCGUUGGAGAAGUGAUGAAAGUGGCUGCUCAGUUCAGAGACAAAAAUUGAGGUAGCUGAAGGAACUCCAUGAGGUACCUUCCUGCAUGGGAUAAUCCAUUGAGAGAUAAUGGAUGGGAAGUGGGAAUCAAGCAGAAGGAGCACAGUGCCUCAAUCUGUCAUUCAUGGAAAGAUGCAUUUGAUGCCUCUGAAUAAGAGGCUAAAGUGGGUGACUUUCAACCUUUUUUUUUUUUUUUUAAUACUAGGAUCUUAUUUCAAGUCUUACUUAUCAGACUUAAGGGGGAAACUCCUCUCAUAUAAAAUAGAACGUACCUUUUCAUUUCUGCUGAUGUAUUUUUCCUUGAAAAUCUUUAGAAAGACACUAGGCAGGGCUGCCCCAUAUGUUAUUCCUGCCAUAUACUGCUAGAUUUGUCAGAUUUCUCCCCAUGAAUAAAAAUACAUUUGUUGUAUCACACUUUAGUUCAGCUAAGGUCUUUUGCAGAUGUGCAAUAACUGACUCUCUACCUUGUUUUAAGACAUCCUUUAUCCUCUCAAAGCUGUCACAUAUUCAUUUUUGUAAAAACUGGGAAGCAUUUAACAAUGUAAAUAUCACAUUUAUAAAGAUUUUAGAAGUAUCUUGUGCAUAAUUUAUGAAGUGUUGAAGUACUUGAAAAAGAAUCCAUCUGUGGAAAGCCUAUAAAAAUCUUAUCUUCAGUACAUGUAUUUCACCCCUCAAAUUCCUGCUUGGGAGUUCAGAGGAUCUUUCAUUCACCUUAAGUAGUUUAGAGUGCUGACCACACAGGAAUACCUGAGUGAGGAAGCACCACCCACUAUCAGUAAAUCUUUGAAUUAUAGAAUCCUUAAUGUUGGAAAAUGCUUCCAAGAUCAUCAAGUCCAGCCUUGGAUCAUCAUGGCCAGUAAACUACAUUGAGAGUGCUGUGUCUACUCACUUCUUGAACACUUCCAGGGAUGGUGGCUCCUGCUUCCCUGUGGAGCCUGUGCCAAUGUUUAACCACUCUUCCAAUGAUAAAUUUUUUUCAUAAUAUCCAACCUAAACCUUCCCUGGUGAUUGCUGCCUUCAAUAAUACCAUUUAGAGGGGUUUUUAAUUCCAAAGGGGAAAAAAAUAACUAUACAGUUUUGUUCCCCAGUUGUCCUUAUAAUCUUUCCAUAGUAAUCCAUACUCUCAUCCUCUAAGUACUCAUUGUUGUCCCCGAUUCUCUUUUUCAGACGAUUCCUCCCACAAUAAAAUCAGUCACUUAGGUUCUCUCAAAAACAGAGCAGGGAGAUGAAUCCCUUUGUCUAAUCAUAGCUUUAAAUGUCAUUUUCUUUUCCAUGUGACUGUGUCCUUGAAGUGUACAAUUUGUUUCUUCAAAGUUGUGGGGUUUUUUUGUUUUUUUUUUUACCCUAAUUGCUCGCCUCCACUUUGCAGAUGUCAGUGGUAAUUGGUUCUCUGGCUUAGGGUAUUUUCUUUGGUUGGUUAUUUCCCAAUUAAUCAAAGCUUUGAAUACCUUGAAUCAGCAGAGCUUCAUUAAUAAUUAGUUACAACUUCUGUGUAGUAUGUGACUGGACACUUAAAAGACACAAUCUUAAAAUAUUUUAUUAAGAACUUUUUUAUUCUUCCAUGAGGAAGCCUUACACUGGGAGGAAAGGAAAGGAAGGAGUUAAACAAGACACAGAGUGGAGGAUGAGCUUAAAGGAUGGGACUGAAAAGUAAACGAAAGUUAAAGUACAACUACUCUAAAACUGAGGUUCACAAUCAUCAACAUUUGUUUUGUUUCUCAUUAAAAACUGGCAAUGUUUUAUCCCUUCCAACAACUGCUCAAGACUCUCUCCGUCUUAACUUUGUUCUCACUUUGACUUGUUUUUAUGUUAAAAGAGCUUAAAUAAGGUGUUGUGGGUUGUUUAUUUUGUUUUAAAGAGUAAAAACUUUAACGAUAUCUUCUUUAAACUGACCAAAGGUCAAGCCUUUUUCAGAAUACCAGUGGGUGACCAUAGAUUUGAAGGCUGUCUUAUAGUUCUCCAUUCCUACCUCUGUCAGAGCAGUAUCUUUGUAUUUCAUUACAGAAAAGAAAAUUUAUCUGAAAGCCAUUGGCUGAAUAUUUGCUUACAAAAUUUCUUUUAACAUUUGUGCUCAAAUAUGUUGCUGAAUAAACACAUCAAUUGAAUGAUCA